AUGCCGGUAUCAGUGAACAAGAUCGACACGUCGGUCGUCGCCGAGACGCUGCGCCAGCAGAUUAGGGAAGACGUCGCCAUCGUGCCCGGCGCGCGGCCGCGCCUCGUCGGGUUUUUGGCCAACAAGGACCCCGCGGCGCGCAAGUACGCCGAGUGGACGGGCCGCGCCUGCACGAAGGACGGCAUCGACUACGUCCUCAAAGAAGUGGAAGCGUGCGACUUAGAAGGAGCGUUGAAGGAGGCGAACGAGGACGCGGGCGUGCACGGCGUCCUCCUGUGCAUAAUUCAAAAUUUCACGGCGCCUUCGUGCGGAAUCGUCGCGUCGACCUCCACGCCAUCGACGCGCCGCCUGCUCGAUAGCGUGGCGGUGCACCCGACUCACUGGUUGAUUUGCACACAGGCAUCCUCAUCUACUACCCCGUCUUCGGCGCGGAGCCGUCUUUUUAUGGAGGGUCCAUGGACGACCAGUUGAGGGACAACAUCGAGCCCACGAAGGACGUGGAAGGUCUGUGCAAGAAGUACCGCGACAAUCUCUAUAGGAACGUGAGGCGCGUCGACAAGUGGCGUAGAAGUGUAGUCCCCUGCACGCCUUUAGCUGUGGUGAAGUGCCUCGAGCACUGCGGCCAGCACACGGGCGCCAAGGAUAGCGGCAUGGCCGGGAAGGUCGUCGCCGUCGUUAAUAGAUCGGAGGUCGUCGGCCGGCCGCUGGCAGCCAUGCUCGCGAACGACGGCGCCACGGUCUACUCGAUAGACAUCGACUCCAUCUACGUCAUGGAGCGGGGCCGCAUGACGCGCACGGACGUGACGCCCGACGACGCGAUCAAGGCGGCCGACGUCGUCGUCCUCGGCGUGCCGUCGCCCCAGUACAAGCUGCCCGUGGCCACGCUCAAGAAGGGUGCGGUGGUGGUGAACGUGUCGGGCUUCAAGAAUCUGGGCGACGCGCAGGAGGGCGACGACGCCGACUACACGUACAUCCCGCUGGUUGGAAGGGUCACGGUGGCGUGCCUCGAGCGCAACUUAUUGACGCUCUACAAGCAGUACCACGUCGGCAAGAUCUCCCUGCGCUACCGCCUCGCCGAAGAAGUCUCGAAGCUCGGCGACGUCCUCGGCGACGAGGCGUCCGCGACGAAGCGCCACUACGUCCUCGCCGGCCUCGGCGUCGCCCUGCUCUACGCGUUCCUGAAGCGCUAG
Messenger RNA from Pelagomonas calceolata, 1190 nucleotides. The record is from the annotation of a GenBank genome assembly. Lineage: Eukaryota; Pelagophyceae; Pelagomonadales; Pelagomonadaceae.